AUGGGUGAGAAACCCUGGAUCGGCGACCGAGUCGUCGGCCCUUGGCACUUUUCGGAGACUCAGCCUGUCGCCGUUUCCGGCAAUCCACCCCCCGUUCCUGACGGAUGCUCGGAGAAAUCCGGUCUAGCCGUGGUUCGGGGCAUGGAUGAGACCAGCUACUGGUCUGAUCGAGAUGUUGCUGCUCCACGUGCCGGGAAGCCUAACAGUGUAACCGUGAAUGCGACUGCGACGCUAUUGCGCCGUGAGAUAAAAGGCCUCGCAUGUCUCUGUCUGUGUCUUGGUUUGUGGAUGGCUGGUAUUCCGAAUAUGCUUGCUCAAUUCUUAGGCCGGUCGAUGCGAGAUCAGAUGGUAUCUGUUCCGGAUCGGACGCUGCGGUUGACGAAGGAUGGCACGUUUCAGAUAAGUGUGUUUGAAGAUUUACAUUUUGCUGAAGAUUCCAAUAAGGAUGUCCUUACCAACAAGGUCAUGGAUUAUGUUCUCAACAAGGAGAAGCCACAACUUGUGGUUAUAAAUGGGGAUCUGAUCUCGGGUGAGGCUACCAAAGCCUCCAACUCCUCCGAAUAUCUCGACAAAGUUGUCUCUCCCUUGAUGAACGGGGGAUAUCUAUGGGCUUCGACCUACGGAAACCACGACAGCGAGGUAAAUCUGGACCCGCGAAAGGAUAUAUACGACAAAGAGAAACAAUAUCAGAACAGCCUUACGCAGAGCUUGGUCUCCGAUUCGGCCGCUGGAGUUACAAACUACUAUCUGCCGGUAUUUUCGCAUAAUGGAUCCGAAGGUGAUACGCCUGUUCUUUUGCUGUGGUUCUUUGACUCAAAAGGUGGACACGAGCCAACCAACCGGGUAUCGAAACGGGAAUCAAUCAAACGGGGCGACUGGGUCGAUGAAUCUGUGGUCAAUUGGUUUACGCAGACAAAAUCCAAUCUGAAGGAUAAAUAUGGGAAAGUCAUCCCGUCAUUGGCCUUCUAUCAUAUACCCGCAGAUGCUAUGCGAGUGUAUCAAGACAAUGGGGUAGAUUCUCACAAAUCUCCCGGUCUUAAUGGGGAGACCGUGGUUCAGCAAGGAUCUGGCGACAGUCCAUACACUGGACAGGACACACCAUUCAUGCGAGCUCUAUUGGAUACGUCGGGACUUAUGGCUACGUUCAGUGGUCAUGACCAUGACAACGACUGGUGUUUCAAAUGGGACGGUAAAACCAUUGCUCAGGAUCUAUCUGGCAAUGGAAUUAAUAUGUGCUAUGGUCGUCAUACCGGGUAUGGAGGAUAUGGCAAUGCUGCUCGUGGUGGGAGGCAGAUCCUCCUCAACAAGGAUAGCAUUGCAGAUGAAGUGGAAACAUGGAUUCGGCUGGAGGAUGGGACAAUCUCCGCGCAUGUCACCCUGAAUUCAACAUAUGGAAAGGAUCAAUACUCGCCUGUGACUCGGCAGGUCACAGCGAGAAUGACAGGUGGAAGUGUUAGCCUUCAUCAUUCAUCAUCUCUACUUUAUAUAACGUACUUGUGGUUUGCGAUUCUGGUUUAUCGGCAAUGGAAAGGACAGUGA
Messenger RNA from Penicillium longicatenatum, 1539 nucleotides. RefSeq names its product metallophosphoesterase family protein. Gene Ontology annotation, cellular component: cytoplasm. The transcript has 4 exons. The record is from RefSeq and is a predicted model, not a curated record. Bases 1 to 1539 code for a protein of 512 amino acids. Gene Ontology annotation, molecular function: hydrolase activity, acting on ester bonds. Lineage: Eukaryota; Fungi; Ascomycota; Eurotiomycetes; Eurotiales; Aspergillaceae.